AUGUUUCAAAAACAUGGAGAGAAAUCAACGAAGAUGGACGUGGGGAAAAUAAAUGAUAACGUCCUGGAACUAGGCUAUGGUCGUGGAAAUGCAUUGAAGUACUGCUUCGACAAAGUUGCAAAUGGAAAUGGUGCGGUUUUUGGGAUUGAUCGAUCUUCAUAUAUGGAGGACUGCGCUCGGUACCGAUUCGCUUUGGAAAUAGCAGAAACUGGGAAGAUCAGGCUCGAUCGUGCACCAGACUUGCGCAACCUACCAUAUCCCUCCGAGGUGUUCAACCAUAUCCUACAUGUUGAUUUUUAUUAUUUCAUUCACCAUGAAAUAAUGCCGUAUAUCUGUAAAGAAUUAUGGCGUGUUUUGAAACCAGGUGGAACGGUGAUUUGUGGAAUAAGUUUUGAUAGGUUGAAAAAGUUAUCACAUUGGGGUUUACUUGAAGAUUCGCAGUGGGAUCCAAUGAGAUACAUGAUUUACUUGGAACCUGCAGGAUUUGUGGAUGUCAAUAUCGAAUACAAAUCACGCUCUAAAGGCAAUCAGUAUCAGAUGAUAUGCGCUCGUAAACCGCAAAUUAAUGAGGUACGAAGUUGUGCAGUCGAUUUCUAUCUGUUUACUUAUUUAUUAAUACGUUGA
Messenger RNA from Angiostrongylus costaricensis, 624 nucleotides. The record is from the annotation of a GenBank genome assembly. NCBI's taxonomy places the organism in Eukaryota, Metazoa, Nematoda, Chromadorea, Rhabditida, Metastrongylidae.